AUGGCGUCACUUUUCGAUGCAUCGCUUGACUUGGUUUCACCAACUAUGGCCAAACCGAAAACGUCCAUUCCAACUUCACAUACCCAUGCAGCACGCAUCAGUGGCAUAAUUGGUCGUGGUGACGUGGUGCCAUUAUCUGGUGCAAAAAUGUGCGUUAUGUUGUCUCACAGAGCGUCAGAGCUCCGUGAACAGGAAAAUGACUCUGCACUGGAUAGAAAUUCGGUCAAUCAUAUGACGAAUGGUAAGAAAUGUGGAUGA
Messenger RNA from Macrosiphum euphorbiae (potato aphid), 258 nucleotides. NCBI's taxonomy places the organism in Eukaryota, Metazoa, Arthropoda, Insecta, Hemiptera, Aphididae. The record is from the annotation of a GenBank genome assembly.